Paecilomyces variotii is the source of this 404-nucleotide messenger RNA. RefSeq lists its product as hypothetical. NCBI's taxonomy places the organism in Eukaryota, Fungi, Ascomycota, Eurotiomycetes, Eurotiales, Thermoascaceae. Bases 98 to 316 code for a protein of 72 amino acids. The record is from RefSeq and is a predicted model, not a curated record. The transcript has a single exon.
ACAUCAGAGGCGACAAUGGCAAGUUCCUCAAUUUCCCAGGACUUUUUGAGCAGCUGAACUGGUUGCUGCAUCAGGCGGCGGGAGUCUGGACUGUUUAAUGAUCUUUACCGGGCCACGACGGGAUAUUUAUAUUGAUGCAUAUUCAUCCUUUUCACUCUUACUUUUUUUUUUCUACCCUUCUAUCUCUGGUUCUGAUCACUCCAGCUUAUUCAGCGCUUCGCAUUUUAUUUCAUCUUUGUUUCAACUAGGUAUUCCCCUUUGCGCCUUCAACAUCUUGUUUUUAUUUCUACAAUGGGCAGAUGAAAUCUGGGAAUAAGGAGCACGCUAUGGACAUGUCUACUUUUUUUUAACAUUUCUUUUUCCUAUUCUAUUUCCAUUUGACAAUGUUCCUCCCUAUGUGUGAA